Molecule: messenger RNA, 2848 nt
Organism: Ficedula albicollis (Collared flycatcher)
Lineage: Eukaryota; Metazoa; Chordata; Aves; Passeriformes; Muscicapidae
Gene: RP2
Product: retinitis pigmentosa 2 (X-linked recessive)
Exons: 5
Biological process (GO): post-Golgi vesicle-mediated transport
Cellular component (GO): periciliary membrane compartment; cilium
Molecular function (GO): GTPase activator activity
Source: RefSeq, a predicted model, not a curated record
CCCCGAGCCGGGCAGGAUGCGGCGGCCGGCGAGCAGAAGGUGCCGCAGUACAGCUGGGACCUGCGAGCCAAGAUUGACCCCAAAGACUAUACUUUCUCUGGACUUAAAAAUGAAACUGUGGGUCGACUGCCUGGAAAAGUAGCAGGGCAACAGUUUGUCAUCCAGGACUGCGAGGACUGCAAAAUCUACAUAUUUGACCAUUCUGCUACAAUCACAAUUGACGACUGUGUCAAUUGCCAAAUCUUUUUGGGACCAAUAAAAGGCAGCGUGUUUUUCCGUGACUGCAAAGAUUGUAAGUGUGUGGUUGCCUGCCAGCAGUUCCGCACGCGGGACUGCAGAAAGCUGGAGGUGUUCUUGUGCUGUGCCACCCAGCCCAUUAUUGAGUCCUCCACAGGUAUGAAAUUUGGAUGUUUCCAGUACUAUUAUCCCGAGCUUGCUCUGCAAUUUAAAGAUGCUGGUCUGAGUAUCUUCAAUAACACAUGGAGCAACAUCCACGACUUUACCCCUGUGUCUGGAGAAAAUAACUGGGGCCUUUUGCCUGAAACUGCCGCAGUCCAAGAUUAUGUUCCUCUGCCCAGCUCUGAGGAGCUGAAAGCCGUCAGGGUUUCUACUGAUGCUACAAAGAGCAUAAUACCAAUAACUCGAGGGCAGAGACAGAAAAACAGCGAUGAAUCGUGUUUGGCCGUGUUUUUUGCUGGUGACUACACAACUGCAAAUGCCAGGAAGUUAAUUGAUGAGAUGACUAGUAAAGGUUUUCAGCUGGUACAGACUAAAGAAGUCUUAAUGAAGGCAGAGGAUGCUCACAGAGUUUUCCAGCAGAGUGCAUUAGAAUUCAUUCCACUGCUGGAAAAAGGUCCAGUGGUUGCUUUGGAAUUCAAUGGAGAUGGUGUUGUAGAACAAUGUCAAAGCACUAUAAAUGAAGUUUUUAGUGGGACCAAGGUUUUUGUAUCAGAAAGCAAAGCUUCAGCAUCUCAAGAUGUAGACAAUUUCUACAAUUUUGCUGACAUGCAGAUGGGAAUGUGAAGUUUAGUAUGAAGGUGCUCACGUACGGUUUGUCUCAGCACUUGGAUGUCACUUGGCUUGAGUAUUGCAUCAGUUUUGUCAUUUAGUUUUGUAUUUCUCAUAUAUCCCUUUUAUAAAGCCACUGGUGUUUUUUAAAACCACAUUAUCUGAACUGGAGUAAACUGCAUAGGUAGCCAUGUGCAUUGUGUUUGAAAUUUAAGUUUAACUUCAAAAACAAUUGACCUUUUCUACUAACUUUUUUACAGUGGUUUCUAAACAUCUAUCGACAUUUGAAUGUUUCUUGACAACAUCUAAUGGUUAUACAUAUUUUAAAAGUGCAAUGCUGAUCCAAGUUCCAUGCAGUAGUAAUUGUUAUAUGUCACUCAGACAUAUUGUUUAGAAAGUGUAUUUAAGUGAAACUUGCCCUUCAAAAUUUCCCCACAUGCAAAUUUGUCUUCACUGGGGGUCCAGGAAGGAGGCUGUAGUCGUUGACUUUUUCUGAAAGCUUAGUCUGAAAUGAAUUUUCCUUGUAACAUGCUUUCAAAAGCAGUUUGUGACUUUGGCUUACUCUGCUUCAGCACACUUUUUGAAUAAAGUUGUUUGCAGCAGCACUUACGGUAAGAGUUGUCACAGCAGCAUUCUGGUAAGAGAGCACUUGCCAGGCUUUUCUGCUUUGAGGUGAAUCUUGAGCAUGAGUGCUCUGCUGAAGCUACUCUAAGGUCUGCUCAGGUUCUUUGGCAAUACAGCUGCCUCUGGCAUUGCCAGCUCACACAUGGGGAGGUUUCUUUGCACUUGGAGAAAUAAACCUCUGGCAUAUUGUUGUUUGCUAGGAGGGACGUAGCCAGCAGUCAGAGAAAGACUUUGAUGGCAUUAAAAACCCCUUCUUCCUUGCUAGACCCCAGGAAAAGGCUUUUACAUAAGUAGAAGUGCAGAAGUAAUCAAGAAAAUGCUGUAAAGCGCUACACACUGCCAUAGGAUUUAUUUUGUAUUAAUUCUAAAGACAGACUGAAGAAAUGCUACCAGCAUUUUGUGAGAUUCAUUUGAAUAGUGUUCACUAAUAGUGCUUAUUGCUAAAUAAUGUGUAUUUUUUAGAAUUAAAAUCUGUAUGGGUAUUAAAUACAUGAUUGAUUUAUUUUUGCAUAUUAUAUCCUUACUGAUUUUUCUACAUGAACUUAGAGCUUAAGUCCAGGUUUACAAGCCCUCUGUAAUACUUGAACCAAUUGUGCAUGCAGACACACAAAACCAAAUUUCAUAAUUAAAACAUGGCUUGCCAGUUUGCAUAGCCUUUACAAUUCAUUGAAUGGAUUGGGCAUGUGUUGAGGUGCUAAAGCAAUUUCCUCAUUAUGGUCAUCCAUCAAAAGGGAAGAUCUUGCAAAUCUUAAUUGAAAAUGAGUCUUGACUCAUCAGUUUCACAGCUAUGGAGCUCCAAAGUGGGUGGCUAAAAACACAUCUCUAAUUUUUUUUUUGAGUUAGCACAUGAAAGAAUCUCUUCUUCUGAAAUUCAUAAUUCUGUAAUGCCCAAGAGAGGUUCUAAACUAUCAUUUUGUUGCUACUGGGCAAAUGCUUGCCGUUAGUUUAAACUAGAGAAUAUGUUCUUAGGACUUCUUGUUGUAGUUAUGAAUAGAUUAAAUAUGGAAGAAUAUCUCCUGAAUAAACAAAACCAUUGGUGUACUGGAGGUAAGAAAAUUUCUACUUCUUUAAAAUGUUUUUAUUUGACAAUGAAAGAAAAUCAAGCCAGUACCAGAAUCCAACUGGUAGCAGAAAUUACCACUUACUUGUACUUAGCCAGCAAGGAUUGAUAUUUUUUUUUUUUUUUGUUUGUAAGUGUGAAGUGAGAUUGUAAAAA